Messenger RNA from Misgurnus anguillicaudatus (oriental weatherfish), 1353 nucleotides. It is a transcript of the gene pter, whose product is annotated as phosphotriesterase related. Gene Ontology annotation, molecular function: zinc ion binding. Lineage: Eukaryota; Metazoa; Chordata; Actinopteri; Cypriniformes; Cobitidae. Gene Ontology annotation, biological process: catabolic process. The record is from RefSeq and is a predicted model, not a curated record.
AUUGUAAACAUGCUGCACGCAGGAAACACAUAGAGCUUGCAAUGCAGCGAACUUCUGCAUUUAACUUCUACACGCUAACAUAUUUAUAAAAUACGUAGUGGAUAAAAAGUUUUGUUUAUAUAAUUUAAUGCAGAAUAAAUUAACAAAGCAUUGUGUGUCAUCUCAUAUCUCGCGAUACAAUCAAACAUAGCCUUAAACAUCGCGAGAGAUCUGUGCUCGGUUGCUACUUCUGCAGGCUGGAACUUGAACUUAUCCGAAGGACAGCUGAACCAUGUCUGAGCAGAGCGGCAAGGUCCAGACGGUGCUGGGUCUGAUCGAGCCUGAUCGGCUGGGCCGCACCAUGACCCACGAACACCUUACAAUGACGUUCGAGUGCAGCCAUGUUCCCCCGGCGCCAGGAGAUGAGGCAAUGGCCACAGCUCCUAUUGAGAUGAAAAAUAUUCACUGGUUGCAGCAAAAUCCAUACAGCCACAGAGAGAACCUGCUGUUGAAUCAGGAGACCGAGGCGGUUAAAGAAGAGUUGCUGUGUUAUCGUAAAGCAGGGGGAGGCACCAUAGUGGAGAAUACCACUACGGGAAUUGCACGAAAUCUGCCCGUUCUACGCCAGUUAGCCAAGGACACGGGUGUGCAUAUUAUAGCUGGAGCUGGGUACUAUCUGGAUGUGACGCACUCUGAUGAGACAAAAAAGAUGACGGUUGAGAAGCUUACUGACAUCAUUGUCAGUGAGGUGCUCCAUGGAGCAGACGGUACAGACAUUCGCUGUGGUGUGAUUGGAGAGAUCGGUACUAGCUGGCCAAUCACAGAGAGUGAGAAGAAGGUCCUUCGAGCCAGCGCCCACGCUCAGACUCAGCUUGGCUGCCCAGUCAUCAUCCACCCUGGCCGAAACGAAGCUGCUCCCGCGGAGGUCAUCCGCAUUCUGCAAGAAGCAGGUGGAGACAUCUCCAAAACAGUCAUGUCUCAUCUUGACAGGACCAUGUUUGAUCAUGGAGAGCUGCUGGAGUUUGCAAAGAUGGGGAGCUAUCUUGAAUAUGACCUUUUUGGCACCGAGAUGCUGAACUACCCCUUCAAUCUUAACGUUGACAUGCCCAGUGAUAGCCUGAGAGUUCAAUUCCUGGCUUUUCUGAUCAAGGAAGGUUAUGAAGACAGACUCCUCAUUGCCCAUGAUAUUCACACCAAGAAUCGUCUAACCAAAUAUGGCGGCCAUGGCUACUCCCACAUCCUGAAGAAUAUUGUUCCCAAAAUGCUGUCUCGCGGUAUCACUCAGAACCAGGUGGACAAAAUACUUAUUGACAAUCCGAAGCACUGGCUGACAUUUAAAUAAGAAUUGCCAUAAAAUGUUUAACAUCCAAAUAA